Messenger RNA from Amoebophrya sp. A25, 2765 nucleotides. The record is from the annotation of a GenBank genome assembly. NCBI's taxonomy places the organism in Eukaryota, Dinophyceae, Syndiniales, Amoebophryaceae.
UGCUGGUGAUUUUACUGGAUAGUUGCAGAUGUAGGAAUUUGAACAAAGAUCAUGUUCGUGCUAAGUUGAUGGGUGCUUCGUGUCUGAUGAUGCGCGCCGAGUAAAUCGUAAUUCAGGUGUCAUGUGCCUGUCCUACCUGUACGUAGUGGAAUCUACUUCUGCAUGAGCCGUGCGCAUUACCACUGCCAAGCACGUUUCUUACUGGAGAUUGACUUCUGUGCUACACAGUAAUUACCUAGACCUUUGUCGUCACAAAUUCCAAUUUUCUCUGUUUCUAAAUCCGAGCAGGAAUAGGACUUUCGGGUAGAUACUUCGGUAGGUGUCACCACAGUAGUCCUUAGAAGUUGUUUUUAACAACAUCUUCAACAAGCAUAACCUAAAUCAAAAUCUAACGAUUACGUCAUACACAGGAGCUCCUAGUCUAACUACACAACCUCAAGCAAACCCCAAAAACAAAACAAGAUGGACAAGUACAAGCGCAAGGUUUCUUCCACUGAGAAGGAAAAGUCCGCUGACGACGAAAUCCGUGUGACCGCCAAGGGCCGCACCGCCACCUAUGUCUCCUACGCUUCCAAGCUGUUCAACGAGAAGGAGAUGGAUGCCUUCACCCUGAAGGCUACGGGAGCUGCCUUGGCCACCGCCGUCACGGUCGCUGAGGUCCUGAAGCGUCGUUUCAAGGGAUUGCACCAGGUGACCAAGCUGGGAUCCGUCGAGGUCACCGACGAGUGGGAGCCGUUGGAAGAAGGGUUGGAUCCGGUACUGGAUCUACUUAGAAGUUGUAAUAUCAUAUGAUCGUAUUUUUGGAUGUUGAAUAUCUCAACAUCGUACAACUAUUGGAUCAACUUCUAAGUUACAACCACAUUGUAAUUCUUGAGGUGGAAGACAAUUCAAAAUUGCGGAAGAACUGCAAAAUUUUUCUAAAUCAUUCUUCUUAUUCAGUUUCCUCUACCUCAUCCUUACGAAAUAAUUGUGAAAAUAUGACAUCUCCAUUUUCAAAUUCAACUUACUUCAAUAAAAUAGAAAGAAAGCAAAUUUCUCCACCAUUGUUCCACCCACAGGUCACCUCCGUUCGCAAUGUAAGUUUCAUCGAGAUCACGCUGUCUAAGAAGGAACUGGACAAGACCGACAUUGGCUACCAAGAACCCCUCGAUGAGUCCCUGGUUGUCGAAGUCGAUCCGGAAGAGGUAGUUUGUUUUUUUUUGUAGUCGAUUCUCUUCACGGGUCGUGUCACUACUUUUUUACAUCGCCUUUUGAAAAGGUUGUUGUAAUUCUCUUCACGGGUCGUGUCACUACUUUUUUGCAUCGUCUUUUGAAAAGGUUGUUGUAAUUCUCUUCACGGGUCGUGUCACUACUUUUUUACAUCGUCUUUGAAAAGGUUGUAGUUGUAAUACAUGAAAUUAUAUGUUGGUUAAAAAUAGAUUGAUGGUAUGCUGACUGUGAAGAUAGGUGUUGGGUACUCAAAAGGAAGUUGAGAUACACAACGUAGGCAAGUGAGUAAGAAGAUGUGCACACUGACGCUGGUGCAUUCAAGAUAGAGACGGCUGUUACGGAUUUGAACCACGUUUCCGUUUGGCUGAAUACGAUUUAGAAACGCAUAUCAGUGUCUGUAACGGUCACAUCUCCACCACACCACAGAUGCUCAAGGGCGGACCUCGCAAGGAAGGCGGUGAAGGCGGCAAGCGCCGAAAGGGCAAGGGCAAAGGCAAGAAGGGCGAGAAGGGAAAGGGCAAGUCCAAGGGCAAAGGAAAGGGAAAAAAAGGAAAGGGAAAGGGCAAGAAGAAUAAGGGAGGCGAUGACGACGAGUAAAGGAGUUGUUGAUAGUGAAGAAGAUGAACUUGCCGAUCUUGGCGGAGAUGGUUGGCGAAGGUCUAGAUCGAUUUUCUGCGUUCCGUGAGCAGGAGUAUCUCUUUGGCAACGAGGAGGAUUGGCUUUCAGAGCAAGCAGGUGAAGAACUUCUAAAUCAACUACUAAGAAGAAGGGGAGGUUCAUCAUGAAUGGUCAACACGAAAACAAUCGAGGAGGAAAAAAUGUACUUAAAUGAGGGGAACAUCAAGUAGCUCAUAACGAUUUCAAAGAAAGAAGAAGAUGUGAUUUUUCUGACAACAUCAACCGCACUACUUCAAUACGAGGUACUCUCAAUAAAGUCUUCGACGUUACAGUACUUUUGUCUUCUGCUACUGAAACUAAGGGACGACCAGGAGUAGAAAGUACAAAAAAAUGUUCGAAGGCCUAAAGAAGAACACCUACCGAAGUUACCACAUACUGUGAGUCUAGGAGUGUAUCUCAACGGAUCGAGCGCCUACCAUCCGCGCCUCCCUGUCAGAUUUGGCAGAUGACGGUACGCGUUCGAUCUAGGAGGUGGCCGAAGAGGAGGUCAGAAUCUUCACGAUACAACUAAGAUUUUUUCAGAACUUCCGGUCUUUGUGAUCGACACAGCGCAUGAGGCAAGGUGAGGGGAUGUGGAUGAAGAAGACGAGAAAUGGGUGAGCACGUUCAGGAGGAGACGUAGGCGAGAUCUUGACCUCAUACAUUGGCGAGAUUUGAUGGAGUCUAAGAUGCGCCCACUUUUGAGUUUUCUUGAUUCUGCACUUGAUCUUCUGUCUUUGCUCACUUGUAGCUUACUUAGUCCAGCGGAAUAACCGAGAACUCCUGGACUAGUGGUUCGCUGUUAGGGUUUGGCAGCAGAAGUCUCACACACGGCGACGGUGUUCGUGACGUACUGCAUCCAGAAAAUGUCAGAAGUCUAAGAGUAAGUGUGUGUGGAC